Molecule: messenger RNA, 2622 nt
Organism: Aspergillus chevalieri
Lineage: Eukaryota; Fungi; Ascomycota; Eurotiomycetes; Eurotiales; Aspergillaceae
Product: crossover junction endodeoxyribonuclease
Exons: 2
Coding region: 1-2622 (873 amino acids)
Molecular function (GO): crossover junction DNA endonuclease activity; 5'-flap endonuclease activity
Source: RefSeq, a predicted model, not a curated record
AUGGGAAUCCCCGGACUCAUUAAUGCCAUCGGCCCUGGAGAACGGGUUUCACUAUCCAAACUGGCCAUAACGCAUUUGGAACAAACAGCAAGGCCCAUUCGGAUCGCAGUUGACAUCUCAAUAUGGCUGUUCCAGGUGCAGGCAGGGCGAGGCGGAAGGAACCCCGAAAUCCGGACACUAUUCUACCGACUUUUGAAAUUUUUGGCCUUACCCAUUCAUCCUCUCUUUGUCUAUGAUGGGAAGAACAAGCCGCCAUUUAAGCGGGGGAAAGCGGUUUCUGGACAGGGAAAUGCGCCUAUUAUCCAGAUAUCGAAGCGCUUGAUUGACCUGUUCCGGUUUCCCAGACAUGAUGCCCCGGGAGAGGCAGAGGCGGAAUGCGCGAAUUUGCAGAGAGCGGGUAUCGUCGAUGCAGUCAUGAGCAAUGAUGUUGAUGCUAUGAUGUUCGGGUCGAAGAUGACUAUCAUGAAUUUCUCCAAGGAGAGUGGUAGUACCACUUCCGCGUCACAUGUCACCUGUUACCGGAUGGACAGUCAAGCGGCUACGUCCAAUGUUAAUCUCGACCGUCCUGGUAUGGUUCUCUUCGCGAUGCUAAGUGGAGGUGACUACCUGCCAUCUGGUGUUCCGAAGUGUGGUAGCAAAUUGGCAGCAGAGAUCUCAAAGGCUGGCUUUGGAUCGGAUCUUUUGGACGCAAUCAAUGCUAAAGGAACAAAAAGGACGGAGCAGUUGAGCGAAUGGAGAGAAAGACUCCAAUAUGAAUUGGAAGCGAACGAAAGUGGCUACUUCAAUACCAAGCACAAGGCUGUCCGGAUUCCACAAAGUUUUCCAGAUCAGACGAUUUUGGAGUAUUAUGCGUCGCCUGCUGAGUCCAAUGCCGAAGAACUUGCAUUGUUGCAACGCCGUUUGAUCAACGCUUGGGACCAGGACAUUGAACCUUUGGAGAUUAGGCAUUUUGCCGCAAGAUUUUUUGAGUGGAACUACCGCUCUGGAGCGCGAAAAGUGAUACGGCUACUUGCGGAACCUUUGGUUUCUUAUAAAAUCCGUCUCAGGAGACAACUGAAUGGCUCAAAAUUGUCGAACAGCGAUAUUCCUAUGUUGCGGAAAGUCUACAAAAGUCGCGCCAGCUAUAGCACAGAUGGUCUGACGGAAUUACAAGUCGAUGUCAUUCCAAUAAACGUUGUUGGUCUGGACCUUUUCGCAGAGGAACCUAACCCUCCGCUUCCAUCACAGGCAUCAGAGGAGGCGGCAGCAUCCGGUGACGAAGUAGAUGAUGACCCCGAAGCCCCUGUUGAAUCUGCCCCCCAAUCCCCGGUCAAGAAACGGGUAAAUAAGCGCUAUGACCCCUACGCACCAGAGAAGAUGUGGGUUUUCGAAGCGUUAGCCAGAAUCGGCAUCCCAGACGUGGUCGAACAAUGGGAAAAAGAACAAGCUGCGAAGUUAGCGGCAAAGAAGCCAACUAAUCGAAAGACAGGCCCUAAGAAAAAGGGACCGCUGGACCCGGGGAUGAAGCACGGAAGUAUUUUGAAAUACGGUACACUCACGAAGCCACGGCCGGAGGUCUCUCAGUUCAAACAAGCGCAGCUAUUCGAGGCAGCAAUCCCCAGUACACCGAACUCAAGCCAGAGCCCAAAGAUGGCAUCACGAAGUCACACACGUACAGCAUCUUCAAAUCCCCACAUGCCAGGUCCUGGGACAUCCUGGGCCACCAGUCUGGACAACCUCGUUGACAUUUUCUCCCCCUCAUACGCAAUACCUCCCGAAUUGAGCGCAAAGCGCCGUAGCCGGGGGAGGCCCCGUCUCGAAUCCCGGCGCGCAGCGAUCUGCUCAGACGGCAUCGAACUAGUCGAUUCGGAAGCGUCAGGCGAUGAGUUUACCUUGAACAAACCCUCGCCACCGCCAAUCCGUCCGCAGAGGCUCAAGAUCAGCGUCGACUAUCCGGUCUUGCCAGAGGUAGAGGAGAAACCCAAACCAAAGGCGAAGACGAAGAUCACCACGCCGCCAUCAUCACCCUCUCCGACCAAGAAGAGCAACAGACGCGCCCUGAGAGUUAUCCAGGACGUACCUGAAGAUCGGAAAACCGUCGAAAAGCUGGGCGAAUUUUUGUCCAAGCCAUCAUCAAAACAUAACCCCGUUUCUGAUGGACAAGCUGAAGCCCAUGAUUGCGUCGAAUCAGCUUCCCCAAAGCGCCGGUCGCCGAGGAAGAAGACACCACCAACACCAAGUACUGACAAACCCACCCCAGAGCACAAGAAAGACAAUAAAACUUCGUCAGUUAUGAAAUAUCUUCUGCAGGAGUUACCAGACAAGAAAAAAGAGAAGAAACACCAGGCACCGAAACAACGCGCGAAGGAGAAUAAAGAGCCAUCACCGUCUGGAUCUCUCGAAGCCAAAGACUCCAAAGAACAGACCAAACCGAUCGAAGACCGGUCAAGUACCACAAAAGGAACAUCACAGCACGUCGACGCUGUAAUAUGGCACGAUAGUUCCUGGACUGUGGAGCCUGCCCUCGAAUCUGAGAAUAAUAAUGACCGCGCAAAGGAUGGUGAUGACUUGGGGAGUCAAGGCAGAGAGACGAAGGCGAAGAAGAAGCGCAUUCCGCGUGUUAGCAUCUUGGACUUGACCUGA